CUGCAUGCUAGUGAUGGCACUGUCAGGCUCGAGUCAAUCGAGGCCAUACCCUCCUCCGAAUCGAUUCCUCUCUUUGCGGGCGGAGUCCGAAGCUCGACAUGGCCAAUGUCACGAUAUGAGUCUUUCGAGACCGACCCCAUCUACGGCGGAGAUGGGUAUGAGGAUGACGACGGAAACAAAAACGAGAGUGGAACAGGAGAGGCAGAGCCAGAAGCCAGCACUCCCGGACNNCAUCAGAGCCUCCCCAUCGACCCGCCUGAGGGAUACACUCCAUUGACUUUCCGACCCAAGAUCCUAACGCGACGAGUACUACUGGCUAUCGCCGCAUUCUACAUCGGCAUCUUUGGUCUACUUGGCUACCUCAUCUAUCGCUCCCGUUCCGGAAGCAUCUGGACUAUCCGCAAUGUCAAUUAUUAUCUAGCAGCACGCUAUCUACCAGCAAUCAUUGGUGUAUGCACCACCACAUUGUUCUCAUCUACUACGUUGACUUUGCGAAGGAUACUGCCAUUCAUACAUCUGGCCGAGCAGAAAAACACCAGGAAUAGACAUUGGGGAGAGCACACGGUAUGUGCGCGAUACUUCCCUCUUCGCAAAAAAACCGAUCGGAGAAUCUGGUUCCUGAUCUUUGGCAACUUCACUGUCCACUUCACGAUAGCGGCCAAGGCUACAUUAUUCAACGUCGAAGAUACUGGACGCGGCGUUUGGCUAGUCUCCGUUAGACUGACUGCUGCGGUGUUCCUGGCUUUCACGUAUCUGCUCUUCGCAUCGAUCAAUGUCUUCAUCGCAAUCAGAUACGCGUCUAGUAGUACUGGCCUGAAAGAGAAUUGGGACCCCACAUCCCUGGCCGAUAUCAUUUUGUUGUUCGCGCCAACAGACACUGUGCCGAAGCCAAGUCAUGGUCUGGACUACAUCAAAUGGUACAACAUGCUUUCGCGCUUGGGAGAAAAAUACAGGCUUGGUUACUGGAGGAUUACAAAUUCGCCUGAACCAACAUCAUCCAUCGUUUAUGGAAUACGAGAGAUGAAUCCUGACAGUCCGACGAACAACACGGCACACCUUCGACAGUUCAAUGAUUAUAUGAGACAGAAGGGCUCGUUAGACUCAUGCUGCCGCCCUCUUGACAAUCUGGGACGCCUUCCAGACCAAUCUUCUUCCCGCUGUCAACAUCAUCCUCGUUGCUCACACUAUCCUUAUCUAAGAGGUCCUUUUACCUAUGGGGCCUUUUGGCGUCUUCUGCAGAUAUGCCUCCUGCUCAUAGUUGUGGGUUGUCUCUCCUUUGCACUAAUCCGCAUCUGGUUUUUCAAGGGAAUUGUUCUCAACACUGGUUCAUGGAUCAUUCAGUCAAACGAUAUCACCCCGGUGCCCAACGGUACUGAAUUCGUUAGGCCGGGAGUCCCGGCUCCGCUGCACGUACCUGAUCUUUUCAGCCGUCACGACAAUGCUGCCAUGACCCGCGAUGCCUUGGCAUAUCUAUUAUUGAGAUUUUUGCCGAUCAGUAUCGUAGGUUGGGCCGGGGCAUCGAUCACGACAAUGGACAUACAUCAUCGCUGGGUGCAGCCUUUCACCAACAUGUACGAGAAAGCCAGCCCUGCCUCGGACAGUCUCUUACUGGACUAUAUGACCGUAUCACCACUGGCGGUCAUACCUCAAGCUUGGGCCAACGAACAUUACAGAGUUGUAUACUUUGGUGUGUUAAGUGCUCUCAACUGGGUCCCACCACUUAUAAUGACUGGUCUUUGUGCAAUCACUGAAACAGGCUCAGGAAUAGUCGUGCAACUCUCGCCCACAGCUGCCUGUUUCGCAAUCGUCUAUUCGAGCAUUUACAUAUACUCUUUGACGUCAUAUUGGCCUCCAGNNCCAAAAGGGAGACUGCCUAGGGAUGUUGGAAGUCUGUACGACUAUUUCUGCUUCUUCUACGACAGCCAGCUACGUUGGUUCCCCGAGUUUUGCCGCGCGGCUUUCAGCCCAGAUGUCACAAAGGACGAACUGCACUCGUCUUUGCGGCUUGCGAGGGGCGAGUUUCGCUUUGGCCUUGUGGGCGAUCCGCAAGACCUACAUCCUGGCUUCGAUCUUGCCAAGAACGUCAUCUGGGUUGCACCCAUACCUAGCAUCUGUCAGCGCAUCAAGAACUGGGUCAGAGGACUCGGAGAUAAGAGGGAUCAAAACAACAACGGAUCUAACUCCAACAGUGAAGGUGAUGCGGUUCCACUGCGUAACUUAGUUUAUGCUCCAAUCUCUGCUCAUUAUCGCGGUCCAAUGAUGAUGGAAACUCAUGCUUCAGCCGGUCACUCGACUGCGGUAGAU
This is a messenger RNA of Aureobasidium musti, 2304 nucleotides long. The record is from the annotation of a GenBank genome assembly. Lineage: Eukaryota; Fungi; Ascomycota; Dothideomycetes; Dothideales; Saccotheciaceae.